AUGACUGCAGCUUCGGAAUUUAAUAAUCCUUUAAGGAAGUUUAAAUUAGUGUUUCUCGGUGAACAAAGUGUUGGUAAAACAUCUCUUAUUACUCGGUUUAUGUAUGAAACCUUCGAUAGUGUGCAACGAUUGGAAUUGAUUUCCUAUCCAAAACCAUCCGGUCAAGAACGUUUCCGUAGUUUGAUUCCCAGCUAUAUUCGUGAUUCUUCUGUCGCUGUAGUUGUAUACGAUAUAUGCAGUAUGGAAUCUUUCCAGCAGACCACAAAGUGGAUUGACGAUGUUCGCAAUGAACGAGGCAAUGACGUGAUUAUUAUGCUUGUUGGAAAUAAAACGGACUUAGCAGACAAAAGGAAGGUAACCUUGGAAGAAGGUGAGCGCCUUGCCAAGGAUCUCAAUGUAAUGUUUGUUGAAACCAGUGCGAAAGCUGGUUACAACGUCAAAAAUCUUUUCCGACGGAUAGCUACAGAGUUGUUGAAAAAGGAAACACCCCCUCCUCGUCAUGACGACCGUAAUUCUAUUAAUUUUUAUUAA
Messenger RNA from Rodentolepis nana, 531 nucleotides. The record is from the annotation of a GenBank genome assembly. NCBI's taxonomy places the organism in Eukaryota, Metazoa, Platyhelminthes, Cestoda, Cyclophyllidea, Hymenolepididae.